Messenger RNA from Capsella rubella, 1720 nucleotides. Its product is annotated as ankyrin-1. The coding region runs from base 123 to 1493 and encodes 456 amino acids. The transcript is spliced from 13 exons. Gene Ontology annotation, molecular function: protein binding. NCBI's taxonomy places the organism in Eukaryota, Viridiplantae, Streptophyta, Magnoliopsida, Brassicales, Brassicaceae. The record is from RefSeq and is a predicted model, not a curated record.
GAUUUCUGAUAAUCAGACACAAACUCCGGUAUAGACGAAGGAAACUAACUGAGAUAUCAUCAAAACCUACUUCCAAGUUUCGUCAACUUAUCCAAGAAACAAGCUAGGGCUCUGUAUCUGCCAUGGCUCCUGAUGCUUCUACUGCUCUUGCAGCGAGGGAGAAAGUUCAGCAAUUCCUGAAUGCAGCUUGUACAGGGAAUCUUGAAUUCCUUAAGAAGGUUGCUAAGCAGCUUGAUGAAGGAAAAGACUUGACAAAAACUGUGGAGAGUAUUAAAGACGCAAACAAACGUGGAGCUCUUCACUUUGCUGCAAGAGAAGGACAAACUGAAAUAUGCAGAUAUCUUUUAGAAGAGCUGAAACUCAAUGCUGAUGCAAAGGAUGAAACUGGAGAUACUCCGCUUGUUCAUGCUGCGAGGCAAGGACAGAUUGGAACGGCAAAGUAUCUUUUAGAGCAUGGAGCUGAUCCUAAUAUAGCAAGUGAACUAGGAGCCACAGCAUUGCAUCAUGCAGCUGGGACAGGAGAAAUCGAGUUGCUAAAGGAAUUGCUUUCCAGAGGUGUCCCUGUUGACUCUGAAAGUGAAUCUGGGACGCCAUUAAUCUGGGCCGCUGGCCACGACCAAAAAGAUGCUGUGGAAGUCUUGUUAGAACACAAGGCCAAUCCUAAUGCUGAGACUGAAGAUGAUAUCACUCCGUUGUUAUCUGCAGUGGCUGCGGGUUCUCUAGCUUGCUUAGAGUUGUUGGUCAAGGCAGGUGCCAAAGCUAACGUUUUUGCUGGUGGUGCAACUCCAUUGCACAUUGCGGCUGAUAUUGGAAACCUUGAGCUAAUUAACUGUUUACUUAAAGCCGGGGCUGAUCCUAAUCAGAAAGACGAGGAAGGUAAUAAGCCAAUAGAGGUUGCGGCUGCUAGAGACAACAGAAAGGUUGUUGAGAUCCUCUUCCCGUUGACAACAAAACUCGAAUCUGUUUCGGACUGGACAGUAGAUGGAAUUCUCGCUCACAUGAAAGCAAACAAAGAACAAGAGGAAAACUCAAACAACGCGAAAUCCGGAGAGACCGGGAUCAAGAAAGAUCUUCCCGAGGUCUCCCCAGAAGCAAAGGCGAAAGCUGCAGAAGCAAAAGCAAGAGGACAAGACGCCUUUCACAGAAAAGAUUUCCAGAUGGCUAUUGACGCUUACACACAAGCAAUUGAUUUUGACCCAACGGAUCAUACCUUAUUCUCAAACCGAAGCCUCUGCUGGUUGCGGUUAGGACAAGCUGAGCAAGCCUUAUCUGAUGCUAAAGCCUGCAGAGAACUAAAACCGGAUUGGCCUAAGGGUUGUUUCAGAGAAGGCGCUGCUCUGCGUUUGCUACAGCGAUUUGAGGAUGCAGCCAAUGCUUUUUACGAGGGAGUAUUGCUUAGCCCUGAAAGCAAGGAGCUCGUUGAUGCUUUCAGAGAAGCUGUAGAUGCAGGAAGGAAGUUUCACGGCAGGGAUGAGGUUAAGGCGAAAUCAUAAGAUCUUCGAGUCUAUUUAGUAUCUGUACGAAGUUUUGAUCUGCUUCUUAGUUCUUACUUCUUAUCUUUCUUGUCCCUUAUGCACUUGCUUAUUUUUAAUGUACUGAAAAUUUUAGGAUUGAAGUAGUUGUGUUUGUUGUCGGAUUUUUUAUAUUGUCAACCCUAACUGGAAAGUUUAUGUGAUUUCAUUGGAGUUAAAUCAUUGAAAAACAGAGAGAUUUGGGGGUU